GGGGCUUGUAUCACUAUGCCAGUACCACUUCGGUUGCUUGUUUUGGACUUUGGAGACACCACCAAUACACCAUACAAAGAAUACCUCCGCGCACCAGGAGAGAGAGAAGGCAAAACGAUGUCGCACGACGAAAGAUACGAGGGCAACGGCGAAGAACACGGUGGUUGGCCUCAGCCGCAAAACAGCGGCGGUCAUGGCGGUGACGCUGAUAACCACCACGACUCCAAAUCUCUGCAUGAUUCACAAACUCAUGAAGAGCCUACAAGAAGCAGAGAAAUGGAGAAGGAUAAAGAUAGAGACAAAGAAAGAAAGAGGGAUAGGGAUAGGGACAGAGAUAGAGACCUAGAAAAGAGUAGGGGUAGAGAUAGAGAUAGAGACCGAGAAAAGAGUGGGGACAGAUAUAGAGAUCGAGAAAAGAGUGGGGACAGAGAUAGAGAGCGAGAAAAGAGCAGGGACAGAGAUAAGGACAGAGAGCGUGAUCGCCAUAGGGAUCGGCAUAGAGAAAGGGGUGAGAGAAGGGAGCGGAGCAGGGAUGUGGUAGAUGAUGAUUAUCGCCGCAGCAGUCGAGACUAUGAUAGACAUAGAAAUUACGACGAGGACAAGGAGGAUAGGUAUAGACGUAGUUCUCGAUCACGUUCCAGGGCCACAUCUCAUCAUAAAUCCGGAUCACGCUCUCGUUCGAGGUCAAGAUCCCGUUCACGUUCUAAGAGUAAAAGGAUCAGCGGAUUUGACAUGGCGCCACCAACUGCUAUGAUGACAGCCCCUGCUGUUGGAGGUUCAAUCACGACAACUCCUGUUCCUGGGAUGUUUCCUAACAUGUUCCCUUUAACGUCAGGGCAGUUGCCUCUUGGAACUCUUCCUAUCAUGCCUGUUCAAGCAAUGACUCAGCAGGCAACUAGACAUGCUCGACGGGUUUAUGUUGGAGGAUUACCCCCAGAAGCUAAUGAGCAGACUGUGGCUAUCUAUUUCAGCCAUGUUAUGGCCUCAAUUGGAGGAAACACUGCAGGACCAGGUGAUGCUGUUGUAAAUGUCUAUAUAAACCAUGAAAAAAAGUUUGCUUUUGUGGAGAUGAGAUCUGUGGAGGAAGCUAGUAAUGCUAUGGCGUUAGAUGGUAUUAUAUUUGAGGGGGCUCCAGUUAAGGUGAGGAGACCCAGUGACUACAACCCAUCACUUGCUGCAGCACUUGGUCCGAGUCAGCCUAAUCCAAACCUAAACCUGGCUGCUGUUGGCUUGACACCAGGUUCUACAGGGAGUCUUGAGGGUCCUGACAGGAUAUUUGUUGGUGGGCUUCCUUAUUACUUCACUGAGGCUCAAGUGCGAGAGUUGUUGGAAUCUUUUGGAGCACUUCGGGGUUUUGAUCUUGUCAAGGACAGAGAAACUGGAAAUUCAAAAGGCUAUGCCUUUUGUGUGUACCAAGAUCUGUCUGUUACAGAUAUUGUUUGUCAAGCAUUAAAUGGAAUCAAGAUGGGUGAUAAAACACUUACUGUUAGGCGUGCAAACCAGGGUACUCAACAACCAAAGCCAGAGCAAGAGAGUGUAUAUAUGCAUGCACAGCAGCAGAUUGCACUGCAGAAAAUGAUAUUGCAACCUGGUGGUCUUCCAACAAAGGUUGUUUGCUUAACCAACUGUGUGAAUCUGGAUGAGCUCAGAGAUGAUGAGGAGUUUCAAGAUAUUUUUGAAGACAUGAGACUAGAGGGUGAAAGAUUUGGCUCUUUACUAAGUGUUGUCAUCCCCAGACCACAACCUAAUGGAGAGCCAUCACCAGGCCUUGGAAAGGUAUUUUUAGAGUAUGCGGAUAUAGAGAGUUCGUCAAAGGCAAGAGCUGGUAUGAACGGAAGAAAGUUUGGUGGCAAAGAAGUCGUGGCUACGUUUUACCAGGAGAAUAUGUAUGCUGAGGGCCUAUAUGACGGUUAAAGACACGGUGAUGUCAUCUUAUUUUUUUGUUUGUAUGAAGAUUUGUAUUAGGCUACAAAGAUUGUAGGAUUUCCUUUUCUCACCUUUUUGUACCUAAAAUGGUGUUUCUUUUGCACCUUAAAAAGGGUUGCUGUUUGAUGUUGUCUUCCUCUUUUUACCUUUUGCAGUAAGUAAAUUAUACUGAAGGAUUGCUUGGAAUGGAGUAAAUUCUUCAUGAAGUGAAUGUUAAA
Spinacia oleracea (spinach) is the source of this 2144-nucleotide messenger RNA. Its product is annotated as splicing factor U2af large subunit B. The transcript is spliced from 14 exons. Gene Ontology annotation, cellular component: nucleus. Lineage: Eukaryota; Viridiplantae; Streptophyta; Magnoliopsida; Caryophyllales; Amaranthaceae. Gene Ontology annotation, biological process: mRNA processing. Gene Ontology annotation, molecular function: RNA binding. The record is from RefSeq and is a predicted model, not a curated record. The coding region runs from base 16 to 1914 and encodes 632 amino acids.